Adineta steineri is the source of this 1737-nucleotide messenger RNA. The record is from the annotation of a GenBank genome assembly. NCBI's taxonomy places the organism in Eukaryota, Metazoa, Rotifera, Eurotatoria, Adinetida, Adinetidae.
AUGCCACCAAAAAGACGUGCUGCUUCUGCUGCAAAAGCAAAAGCUACAACAACAACAACAGCAACAACUGCAGCCAAACGCAAAGCACCUGCUACUAAGAGUGCUCCUAAAUCAAAACGAACCAAGAAACAAGUUGAAGAAGAAGAAGAAGAGGAAGUAGAAGAAGUAGUGCAAGAAGAAGAAGAAGAGGAAGAGGCUACUUCAUCAAAAGCUGAUAUAAUAAAACAACUACGUGAGUCUGAUGCUAAGAAAACAAAAACACAUUUACCAGAUAAAAACAUACCCGGUUCAACUAAUUAUCAAGUUUUGGAUGAUUAUGAUGCAAUGCUUAAUCAAACAAAUAUUGGUGCAAAUAAUAAUAAAUUUUAUGUCAUUCAAGUACUUAAACAAGGUAGUAAUUUUUAUGCAUGGACUCGCUGGGGUCGUGUAGGUGAAAAUGGUACUAGUCAAAUGUUUGGUCCAUUUACUUCAGCUGAUGGAGCUAUUAAACAAUUUAACAGUAAAUUCAAAGAUAAAACUAAAAAUAAUUGGGAUAACCGUGCACAGUUUAACAAAGUUGCUGGUAAAUAUGAUUUAAUUGAUGUUGCUGGUGGUGGCGAAGACGAUGAAGAAGAAUCAGCAAAACCUGCAAAUAAAUCAGCAAUAGUUGAAUCUAAAGAUGGUACAAUUUAUGCAGCAAGUAAACUUGAUGUCGCAACACAAUCAUUACUUCGACUUAUUUUCGAUACGGAUAUGUUUAAAGAUGCAUUAAAAACAUAUGAUAUUGAUGUUAAAAAAAUGCCAUUAGGAAAAUUGAGUAAAAGUCAAAUUGCAAAAGGUUUUGAAAUCUUAGAAGAACUUGAAGCAGUUAUGGAAAAUAAAAAGAAAGGUUCAUAUAACGAUAUUUCAUCAAAAUUUUAUACUGCUAUUCCACAUGAUUUUGGACGAGUACGACCUAAACCAAUUGAUACACGUGAAGCUUUACAACAAAAAUAUGAUAUGCUUGCGGUCUUAGCUGAUAUUGAAUUAGCUCAAAGUAUUCAAAAAGAUAAGGAUGAUGAUGAAACAACUAAGAAAAAAGCAGAACAAGCUAAACCUCAUCCAUAUGAUACUAAUUAUAAAUUAUUAAACUGUUCACUUGAACAUGUCGAUCCUAACAGUGAGGAAUUUAAAAUAAUUACAAAAUAUACAGCAAAUACUCAAGGUUAUCGUAAAUGUAAUGUUAUUGAUGUAUGGCGUGUUGGUCGUCAAGGAGAAGGUGAACGUUUUGCUUCACAUGAUAAAAUUGUUCAUCGAAAAUUACUUUGGCAUGGUACUAAUGUAGCUGUUGUUGUUGCUAUUCUUAAAUCAGGUCUUCGUAUUAUGCCUCAUUCCGGUGGUCGUGUUGGUAAAGGAAUUUAUUUUGCUUCCGAAAAUGGCAAAAGUAGUGGAUACGUUGGUACAACACAAGAUCAAGGCAAACAAAUUGGUAUUAUGUUUCUAAAUGAAGUAGCUUUAGGUAAAGAACAUACAAUAACAUCAGAUGAUUCAUCAUUAAAAAAACCACCAGCUAACUUCGAUUCUAUUGUCGCUCGUGGUCAAACAGAACCAGAUCCAAAAGAUGAUACAUCGAUAACUAUUGAAGGCAAGAAAAUCAUUGUGCCAGCUGGUAAACCAAUUCAAACAACUUAUACAUCAUCAAGUUUUGCACAAUCAGAAUAUUUGGUUUAUAGAGAGGAUCAAUGUCGUAUUCGUUAUAUGUUAAAAAUGCAAUUUUAA